This is a messenger RNA of Lycium ferocissimum, 1167 nucleotides long. RefSeq lists its product as uncharacterized. Bases 1 to 1167 code for a protein of 388 amino acids. The record is from RefSeq and is a predicted model, not a curated record. The transcript has 6 exons. Lineage: Eukaryota; Viridiplantae; Streptophyta; Magnoliopsida; Solanales; Solanaceae.
AUGGCACCAGCUGAGUUAAGAGAGUUAAAGGAGCAAUUACAGGAUCUUUUGAGUAAGGGUUUUAUCAAAUUGAGCUUCUCCACUUGGGGUGCUCUCAUGCAAUUUGUGAAGAAGAAUGAUGGGACGAUGCAGAUGUGUAUUGAUUACUGCCGGUUGAACAAGGUCACCAUUCAAACUUUCAUGGAUUUGAUGAAUGGCAUUUUCAAGACAUACAUGGAUUCCUUCAUCAUAGUCUUCAUCGAUAACAUCUUAAUGUAUUCAAAGAUUGAGGAAGAACAUGAGCGUCAUAUGAGAAUUGUUCUUGGGUUAUUAAAAGUUAAGGAGCUUUAUGGCAAGUUUUCUAAGUAUUUGGGCAGGGUUCUAGUAUGUGUUGAGGCGAGGUCGUCUCUCUUGGAGCAGAUCAGGGCACAACAAUUUAAUAAUGCUAAGUUAUGUACGAUUCGUGAUAAAGUGUUGAAUGGUGAGGCCAAGGAGGUCGUUCUUGAUGAUAAAGGGGUCUUGAGGAUCAAGGGAUGUGAGUACGUUCCUUGUGUGGGUGGUCUGAUUUUUUUUAUAUUAGAGGAGGCUCAUAGUUCCAGGUCUGCUCAUUUCAUCCCAGCUCCGAUUACUUAUAAUGCUGAGAAGUUGGCUAAGAUAUACAUGGGGUUCCUGUUUCUAUCAUUUCUGAUCGAGGGACUCAGUUUACCUCCAAUUCAUGCUUUAUAUGAUAGGACGUGUCGUUCUCUGCUUGGGUGGUUUAAUGCUUUUGAGGUUAGACCUUGGGGUACAGAUUCGCUGAGGGAGUGUUUGGACAUGGUGAAGCUAAUUCAGGAAAAGCUUCUGGCAGUUCAAAGUAGGAAAAAUGUGUAUGCGGACCAGAAGGUUCGAGAUUUAGAGUUUAUGAAGGUGGAUUAUGAGUUAGCCUUGCCACUAGGCUUGUUAGGUGUUCAUUCGGUAUUUCAUGUUUCCAUGCUGAAGAGGUACCAUUUAGACUGUUCUUAUACUAUUUGUUGGGACUUCGUGUUGCUUGAUGAGAAUUCGUCUUAUAAGAAUGAGCCUAUAGCGAUCUUGGAUAGGCAAGUGAGGAUGUUGAGGUCAAAGGAGAUAACUUCAGUUAAGGUGCGAUGUAAGCACCGACUUGUGUAUGAGGCCACAUGGGAGAUCGACUUUGAUAUUCGUACUAGAUAG